Messenger RNA from Egretta garzetta (little egret), 1482 nucleotides. It is a transcript of the gene MATN1, whose product is annotated as matrilin 1. The transcript has 8 exons. The coding region runs from base 1 to 1482 and encodes 493 amino acids. The record is from RefSeq and is a predicted model, not a curated record. Lineage: Eukaryota; Metazoa; Chordata; Aves; Pelecaniformes; Ardeidae. Gene Ontology annotation, molecular function: calcium ion binding.
AUGGACAGGAUUUUCUCUGCCUUGCUGACCUCUUUGCUGCUUCUCCUCCAGAGCUAUGGAGUUUGUGGGGCACCUCCGCAGCCGAGAGGAACCCUGUGUAGAACCAAACCCACCGAUUUGGUGUUCAUCAUUGACAGCUCUCGAAGUGUGCGCCCACAUGAGUUUGAGAAAGUCAAAGUCUUCAUGUCCCGGGUGAUCGAGGGGCUAGACGUAGGCCCCAACUCCACCCGGGUGGGUGUGAUCAAUUAUGCCAGUGCCGUCAAGAACGAGUUUUCCCUCAAGACCUACCAAACUAAAGCGGGGCUCCUGCAAGCAGUCCGGAGGAUAGAGCCACUCUCCACUGGGACUAUGACGGGCCUGGCUAUACAGUUUGCCAUCAGCCGGGCUUUUAGUGACUCCGAAGGGGCCAGGGUGAAGUCUCCUAAUUUUAAUAAGGUAGCGAUCGUUGUGACCGAUGGACGUCCCCAGGAUGGAGUGCAGGAUGUGUCAGCAAGGGCCAGAGCAGCUGGCAUUGAGAUCUUUGCCAUUGGGGUCGGCCGGGUGGACAUGCACACACUGCGGCAAAUUGCUAGCGAGCCCCUGGAUGAUCACGUGGACUACGUGGAGAGCUACAGUGUUAUAGAGAAGCUGACCCACAAGUUUCAAGAAGCUUUCUGUGUGGUGUCAGACCUGUGUGCCACUGGAGACCAUGACUGUGAGCAGAUCUGUAUCAGCACCCCAGGAGCGUACAAGUGUGCUUGUAAAGAGGGCUUCACGCUGAACAGCGAUGCGAAGACCUGCAGCGCUUGCAGUGGUGGAUCCGGAUCUGCGCUGGAUCUUGUUUUCCUGAUCGAUGGCUCCAAGAGUGUGCGGCCUGAGAACUUUGAGCUGGUGAAGAAAUUCAUCAACCAAAUUGUGGACUCACUGGACGUGUCAGACAAACAGGCCCAAGUUGGCCUGGUUCAGUACUCUAGUUCUGUCAGACAGGAGUUUCCACUGGGGCAGUUCAAGAACAAGAAGGACAUCAAAGCAGCAGUGAAGAAAAUGGCCUACAUGGAGAAAGGAACGAUGACAGGCCAGGCUCUGAAGUACCUCAUUGACAGUUCCUUUUCCAUCAUCAAUGGAGCUAGGCCUGGGGUCCCCAAGGUGGGCAUAGUCUUCACUGAUGGACGAUCACAAGAUUACAUCACUGAUGCUGCUAAGAAAGCCAAAGACUUAGGCUUUAGGAUGUUUGCUGUGGGAGUUGGCAACGCGGUUGAGGAUGAGCUGAGGGAAAUUGCUUCAGAACCAGUAGCCGAGCACUACUUCUACACAGCUGACUUCAGAACCAUCAGCAAGAUCGGGAAAAAGCUGCAAAUGAAAAUCUGCGUUGAGGAAGAUCCAUGUGAAUGUAAAUCUAUUGUGAAGUUCCAGACCAAAGUAGAAGGCCUCAUAAACUCAUUGCAGCAGAAAUUGGAAGCUCUGGCAAAAAGGAUCGAAGCCCUGGAGAACAAGAUCAUCUAA